Messenger RNA from Limanda limanda (common dab), 847 nucleotides. RefSeq lists its product as uncharacterized. Bases 176 to 847 code for a protein of 223 amino acids. The record is from RefSeq and is a predicted model, not a curated record. NCBI's taxonomy places the organism in Eukaryota, Metazoa, Chordata, Actinopteri, Pleuronectiformes, Pleuronectidae. The transcript has 3 exons.
GCGAGGCUGAUUUUUUUUUCUUUACAGCAUUUAUAGCAAAUAUCAUUGCGUGAAUCGUGCGCGUUUCCUCUCUCCGCACGAUCCUUUUGUCUCCGGUCCUGCUCUCUCUCUCUCUCUCCCUGCACAGCUCCUCUCUCCUCUCCGGCUGGAACACGGUGUCCUCUAGGGGUGAAACAUGACGGCCAAGCAGCGCAAACCGAAGAACAACCAGAAGAACGAAGAGAACUUGUUCAAGAAUGAAGUGGUGGAGUCCCAGCAGGGGCGCUCCGCCGGGGGGGGCAGUAAUUCCGCAGGGCUGCUGCUUUUAUUCCUGAUGAUCGUGGCCGUCGGGGCCGCGGGCGCCUGGCUGUGUCUCCAGCAGCACCAAACUUUAACCCACCUGACAGACAACCUCACGGCCAUGCAGAUGAAGGUAGUGAGGCUCCAGUCCUCCCAGGAGGAAUUGCGACAGACCAGUGAUAAGGCCAUGCCGGAGAGUGUGGACCAGCGUCUGAUUGCACUGGAGGAGUCUUUUGCACGGGCCCAGAAACAGGUGGGCAUGGCCCUGGCUACGACCGAGCAGCUGAAGACCAAGGACCUCCCCGCUCAGUUGCUGUCCCUCCACACCGAGAUGAAAACCCGCAUGGCCGAGAUGCAGCAAGCCACGGCUUCCCUGAAGCAACUGGAGCAGCUGCAGAACGUGAUGAAGACAAAGACUGAGGAGUUGGAGGACGUCAGGCUGCAGGUGGAGGGUCUGACCUCCCUCAGCGCGGAGCUGUCCCAGACGGUGGAGGUCUUAACUGGGGGCCUGGGAGCUGCAGAGUCCAUGCUGGAGGAGAAAGAAGGGCUGCCGAGCUGCUCAAAGUGA